AAUUUAAAAAGGCUCGAACUUCAAGGAAACAGACUAAGUGGCGAGUUUCCUCAACUGACUCAACUCAGUAACUUGAAUUAUCUUGAUGCCAGUGACAAUGCCAUCUCCGGCAACCUUCCAGCAAAUUUCCCUGAAGCCCUAAUUGAGAUUUCAAUGAGGAACAAUCAAAUUGAGGGAAACAUUCCCUCGAACGUGAUCAGCUGUGCAUAUUUGCAAGUAAUGGACCUGAGUCACAACAGACUCAGUGGGUCAGUUCCUCCGAGUCUAUUUACUCACCCCUCUUUACAGCAGUUAACUCUCUCAUACAACCAAUACGACUCGGUGCCAGUACCCGGAAAUUCGGGUCUGACCAGUGAACUCAUUUCAGUGGAUUUGAGCAACAAUAAUAUCCACGGGUUUUUACCCGGUUUCAUGGGUUUAAUGCCCAAAUUGUCAGCUCUGUCACUGGAAAACAAUAAGUUCUCGGGUAUGAUACCCGCCCAGUAUGCAUUAAAAGUUUUGGCGGGCUCGGGUACAGAGUUGGCCCAGUUCGCGAGGUUAUUGCUUGGAGGAAAUUAUUUGUUAGGUCCCAUUCCGGGUCUGCUACUGGAGCUUCAUCCGGGUUCGGUCACGAUCCGAUUGGGAAAUAACUGCUUUUUCCGGUGCCCAGUAAGGUGGUUCUUUUGUGAAGGUGGUGCCCAAAAGUCCUUGAAGGAAUGCAGAGCGUUUGGUCCCAUCAUUCCUUGAAUAACGUGAUAUUUUGUAAGAAAAAUAUUUAUUAUUAUUAUUUUAUUUUGUUAACGUUGG
Olea europaea var. sylvestris is the source of this 786-nucleotide messenger RNA. Its product is annotated as LRR receptor-like serine/threonine-protein kinase ERL1. Gene Ontology annotation, molecular function: protein binding. The transcript has a single exon. NCBI's taxonomy places the organism in Eukaryota, Viridiplantae, Streptophyta, Magnoliopsida, Lamiales, Oleaceae. The record is from RefSeq and is a predicted model, not a curated record. The annotation marks the transcript as partial.